AUGCAAGCGAUUCUACGUGGUGGGAAUCGAGUUUUGAUCUCCCGCUCGACAAAUGUCUAUACAAAUUUAGCUUUAGAGCGCUAUUUAGCUGAAAAUAUCAAACAUGAGGAUAAAACUCGACUGUUAAUACUUUGGCGAAAUAAACCAUGUGUCGUUAUCGGUCGAUAUCAGAAUCCGUUUGCCGAAAGUGAUGUUUCCUAUCUAGCCGAAAACCAAAUCGAUCUAGCUCGACGUUACUCUGGUGGUGGAACAUGUUAUCAUGAUCUCGGCAACUUGAAUAUGACGAUUCUGACAGCACGCAAUGGUUAUAAUCGAAAGAAGAAUCUUCAAUGGGUUGUGAAUACACUCAAUCAAGCUUAUGAUUUAAAUCUACAUAUCACUGAACGGGAUGAUAUUUUUCUGGAUAAAUAUAAAGUCACGGGGAGUGCUUCACGUCUGGAACGACUUUAUGCCUAUCAUCAUUUUACGUUAUUAAUCAAUGCUGAUUUGAACUAUUUAAGACGAACUUUGAAAUCUCCUGAUCAGUCAAAUAUUCAAAGCAAAGCAACGAUGAGUGUUCGAUCAUCAGUAUUAAAUUUAUCUGAUCGAAAUCCGAAAAUUACGUAUGAAAAAACGCUGGAAUUAUUAAUAAAAUCGUUUCUCCAAUGGAAUAAUGAGUCGAACAUGUCCAAUUAUCAUUACAUCGAUCCAUUAUUAUAUGAAGAACAAAUGAAAAGUUUUGAAAGUGAACUUAAAUCUGAGAAGUUUCUCUUUCAGAGCACACCACCGUUUGUCUAUGCAAUCAAGACUGGCGCACAAACAAUUGAAAUAACAGUUGACAAUGGCCUCAUAACGGAUAUAAAAGGAAAUGAUUCGAUAAGUGAAAAUAAACUAUGUCGAGGACAAUUGUUUCAUUCAGUUCAUAAUCAAAUUCAACAACUGAAGACGACGAAUGAUUUGUCCGUAUAA
This is a messenger RNA of Adineta ricciae, 948 nucleotides long. NCBI's taxonomy places the organism in Eukaryota, Metazoa, Rotifera, Eurotatoria, Adinetida, Adinetidae. The record is from the annotation of a GenBank genome assembly.